CCCUCCGGGCUACGCCGCUCCCCAGUGCUCCGGGCUGCUAGGCUGGUCGGAGCCCUAGGCCGCCUCCACGGGGACCUCUGAGCACGCAUGGACCUGCCCGCGCCCGGCGGGAAGCGGCCAGGCUGGAGGUGGCCGGGGCGGCGGGGCAGGGCCGAGGCAGCGGGCCCGUGAGCGCGCGCCCUGCAGGCCUGGCCGCAGCACCAUGAUGCCCGGCGAAACGCACCCCGCGGCGCCGGGGCCAGCCGACCUCGCGCGGUGUCAGGGUUGCGCCUCCCUGCAGCAGAACUUAAAUGAAUAUGUUGAAGCAUUAAUUGCCUUGAAACAGAAAAUUAUUAAUACAGAUAACCUGCUGACGGAAUAUCAGAAGAAAUGCGACGAACUGCAGUUUGCAAGAAGAGAGAACAGCAUGCUGCAUCACCAAGUGGAGCAGAUGCUUCAGAAAAUCUCCCCUCUGCAGAAAUGCCAAGAGGAGCUGGACACCUUGAGAGCAGAGCUGGAGGAGAAAAAGAGUUCCCUGAAGCUGUAUCAGAACACUCACCAGGAGUACGCUCGUGUGAAAGAAGAAUGCUUGAAAAGUGAUGCCCAGAAGAAGAAGCUGGAAGCUAAGGUGAAGAAGCUGGAAGAGGCUGCUGUCAAACACACUCAGGACUUCAAGCAAUUGAGAAAUGAAAAGAAAAUACUUGAAAAGGAAUUUAAGAAGACACAGGAAAGGUUUGAUGAAUUUUCCAAACAGAAAAAUGAGAAGGAGUUGAGACACAUUGGAACACAGAUCUCAAGUGACUCUCCUGGAAGCAUAGAUAAAAGGAAGGUGAAAGUUCUCCUGAAAGAGCUGUGGCUCUGUGUGAACACGGCUCACAGGCUGGCUGGGGAGAGCGGCAGGCGCAUCCCAGAAAACCCUGCCAAAGAAAACAGUGUAUCCAGAACUCCUGGGGAAGAUGAGUUGCUCCCAGUGCAAGGCAGUCCUGCCAGGACCUCUGAUAUGCGUUCUUUCUUCACCAAGUUGUCUAUGGAGAUGGAGGGUGACCUGACUUCCUCUGAAAGUACAGAAGAAGAGCUGCCCAGGGGAAGGAGCCCUAGCACUGAGCACGCUCUUCAUGAAGAGAGUCAUCCUGAAGUCUCGGGGCAGAGGCCUGGUGAUGGCAACAGUGACCUCGGCAGGACCAACAUCUGUGACCAUGGACACUUUUUUGACGAUGAUCUGCAAGCUGCAAUUGACUUCUUCAAACUUCCCCCUCCUCUUCUGUCUCCAGUGCCCUCGCCCCCUCCGAUGACAUCACCACACCUCUCUUCCUCCCUGGCACCUGAAUCCUACUUUGGAGAGUUCACAGAUUCCAGCGACAGUGACUCCGCCCCACUUAGAACCUCUGUGGAAUCAGCAUUAGAAGAAUACACAGCGGACACUCAGCGUUACUUGGCAUUGCUUGAAAAACUUAGAAGGAGUGAUACAUACAUGGGACAGCCCAGAUCACAGGAAGUUGCCCCAGCUCUAAACAAACUGGCACCUAUUGGAUUUGAUACCAGAAGAGUAGCACUGGGAGAGCCCUCGGCCACAUCUUCUCUAGCUCGGGGAAGGCACUGGAUAGCAUCCCCUGAAUUUGUGAGGGAUAGGAGAGACAGGAGAGACAUCGUAGAAGAGGCAGAAGGAAAGGUAGAGGCCCAGGAGAUGGAUAAACCUGUUCGAAUUGGGAAAGGGCUGCUUAAGCAUAACAGGAGACUGUGGGUGGAGAGGGCGUCCAGAGGCUCAGCAAGGAAGAAGGUAGCCAGAGCUGGGGAGUCAGAGGUUUGUUCUUCUCCCUUUGGCAAGAGGACAUUCAGUGAACUCAGAGGAUCUGAAGGAAAAACCCUGUCAUCAAAAGCAUUUUGCUCACCCCAGUCGGAAUUUACUAAAUGGACACUCACCAGUGAAUUUGCUUCCAAGUCACACCACAUGUUGGGUUCUGGCCGUUUUCAGAGAAAGGAAAAAGAUGCGCAGGAGUCUACUCUGGAAUCAGGUGUUCGUGCAGCUGCAGCAGGACGUGACCAUUCAGCCAGUCUUCCUUCCUCUUCUACCUCUGUACCAGUGUCUCUCUGCAGUAACCGUAAGGCAGGUACCCCAGACCUGCAUCGUUCUGAGCAAAAGUCACCAACUAGAACUUCAAACACAUUUCUUCUAUGGUCUGAGCCACCAGCACGUUUUCCAAAAGAAAAUGACCCAGAAAACAGCUUGUCUGCCUUGAGCCCCAAGUCAAAAUUAGGAGCAUCUACAUUUAGUGAUCUGAAGAACAGGGGCCCAGAACCUUUAAACAUUUUUAAAAGCACAGGGAAGGCACACUCAAUUCCCCAGUCAGUAUUUCAGAAGCCAACGAGAGGUGGGCAGUGUGGAGGUCGAGGCCGGAUUACACUGCCUAAGUCCGACUGGACUUCCUUAGCACAUUCCCAGGCUGGCUUCACCAGGAGGAGCCCCAGUUCUGCUGACAGCUCAUCAUGGCACCGUAGUGAUGUACUGAGGAGAGGUGGCAAGGGCAACCCAGGAGCUACCUCAGAACACCAGCAAAAGACCAGGCUUCAGCCAGAGAAGGCAGCGUCAGCCUCACAGAACAGCAGAUGGACAGCUGUGCUUGGACCUCCUGGAGAAAGUACCAUCCCUCUGGAAUUCAAAGCAGCUGCUUCUUUGCUGCCAAACCAAGUGUCAGUCAUAACAAAGCAGGCAAGACCCGAGAAGAUGCAGAGUAGCAACCUGGAACACUGGCAGCCACGUGGGAGCGCACUGAGUCCUUCUACAGACAGUGAUGAGGAGACAAAUCCAUCGUUAUCAGAGUAUGAUGGAGAUGAGGAUCCCAUAGCACAGAGCACUGAGGAGAGAGCUGAUGAGGAACGCCCUUCUCCAGAAGUAUCUCUAAGUGACUCCAUGCCAGCAGAGAAUUCUGGUUCUUCUACAGAUAAGUUACUUUUUUCCUCUGAAGACAGCCUCAUCCAGAGCCAGUAUGUCAUGAAAGAACUCCUGCAGAAGCUGAGGAAGUCUCCCCACACUACAGAGUCAGGUGCCAGUAGUCUGGAGGCUGGGAAGCUGCUUCCAGCUGAGGUAACAUCCAGAGACUGUUCUGCUGGAGAGAUGCCCUGUGGAGCUCAUCACCAGGCAAACACUGAGGCCCCUGUAGUUGCAAGAGAUUCUCAUAGUAUUCCACAGAAUGCCAGUACACCUCCCACAGUGCCAAGCAGGCCGCUUCUCAGAACCCAGGUCCCCACCAGCCCUGUGUGCCCUUCAGGGCUUGGGAGUGCAGAUGAAGAAACACAGAGUACCUCCCAAAGUAGGCCGCUUCUCAGAACCCGGGUCCCCACCAGCCCUGUCUGUCCUUCAGGUCUUGGGAGUGCAGAUGAGGAAACACAGAGUACCUCCCAAAGUAGGCCGCUUCUCAGAACCCGGGUCCCCACCAGCCCUGUGUGCCCUUCAGGUCUUGGGAGUGCAGAUGAGGAAACACGGAGUACCUCCCAAAGUAGUCUUCCUGGGGCUUCCUGCUCCUACACUGGCGUCAGAGAGCAGCGAGAGGACACUGAGGGAGAGGACGAGGCCUUUAGCUAUAGUGAGGGAGAGCAGGAGGCUGAAGCUGUGACGGGGCGCCAACCGCAGGAUGCAGCGGGAGACUCACAGAGACAUUUGGGAGACCCAGAGGCCAGGGUGGAUGUGGCUGGUCGUGCCUCAGAUGUAGGUGAUCUGACCUCAGCACUGCAGGAAUGUAACUUAAGCACCUUUCUUUACAUAGACAAGCUUUCUACAUCAGAGGUGGUUAUGUUUCUUGAAAGUUGUCAGUUAAGGGAUUAUAGUUCAAGGGCCUCUGUUUCAGAAUGUUCUAGCAGAGGAACCCUAAAUAAUGAAAUGAACAAAGAGUUCAAGCAGGGCGAAGUCUUCAGAGAGAACCAUGGGAAGAGGUUCAGUGAAGAAAUGCUCCCAGCCUCCUCGGAAGAGCGGGUCGAGUCAGAGGGAGGCAACUGCCGUGUCAGGAAUUCAAGCCAGCAUGCUCAGGGUCCGCUGGAAAUGCCAUCUGAUAAUCUCCCCAAGGCCACAGAAGAACUUCAUGCAAGCCGUGGGGACUGCAGUGGGACAGAUGCGGAGCAAGUGUUGCUCUUAAGUACUCAUCACAGCCAGGCAGCUGAAGAUCGGAUAGAACACACUCGGUCUGAGGAGACAUCCAGCUCCGUGUCCCACACUGCAGAGUUGCCCGAACCAGCUGCUGUGGGUGCUGGAGGCAGCCCCCCCCUAAGCGGCAGGUCUGACCCUGAGCACAUUCCGAGCAGAUCUGAGGAUGAGACCAAUUAUGCGGGGUGCCCCAGCACUGGGGAGGAGGGCCUGGCAGAGCCUGGGGAGCUUCUGGCCCUGAGCUCUGACUCUCUACCUCCACCAAGGACAGAGCAGAGCUCAGACUGUGUGACAGAGACGGCAUUUCGCUAUCAGAUCUCUGCAGUGACCUCAGAAGUUAUAAGUGUACUUAUAAAUAAGGAUCAGGACCUCGUGAUUGAGAAGGGGGACAACUGGACUAUCAUCAGUGGCGUCGCCAUCUCCCCUGGUAUGGAACAAGUCGUUCUGUGUGACACUCUCGAAGCUUUUGCUCCUCAGGACCUGGGAGGCCUAGACAGUGACUAUGUGGAGAAGUCCCCUGAAGCCAGUCCUGAUGGCCCUCUGCCUCAAGGGUCUCCGUGUGGUGGCGGUUUCUCUGCUGCCCGGGAGGAUGUUUCCAGCAGUGGCCAGAGUGCCAACUUUGAUAAGAGUCGUCUUCGGAACAGACCUGUGAAGCCCAGCAUCUGGAUUCGUUCUCAGAUAUAUGACCAGACGCUUGAGACCGAGAAAGUUGCAUCUGAUCACACAUAUUAUAACUGGAAAUUAGAACCACUUGGUAAGAAUAGGACUCGAUCAAAGAUUUCCAGCAAAGAUCAAUCAAGCAAACUGGCAAAGACCCCGGGACUCACCAGAGGGGAAGUGCAUCUGAAUGAAGUCCCUCAGCCAGUAUUAGGGGAAAGAACAAACACAAAAAUGCCAGGAAGCCAAGUUCAGUCCACCAUGGCAGGUGCAGAUAUGUCCACCCCUGCCAACUCUUCCCCUGAUACUCUGAGCAAGAUCCGGCAAGAAGUGGGGCCUCCAUUGCCUCCUUUGCUCCCCCCACUGAUAGCCACCCCUCCAAGGACAUCACGGCCACUGUCUCCUCUGAUACCAAGUUCUAGUCCGUCCUCACUAGCCUCACCUGCUGGCCGUGUUUCCCCCUUGCGUGAAAUUGCAGGGGCUCCUGUGCUGUCUCCGUGGCCUGAGGAGCUCCAGCAGCCUUCCCCGUUGGAUGCCUCCCCAUCCCCAUCUGCUGCUGCAGCAGCCAGCGGAAGGGUAGUGUCUUCUCCUUUGCAGUUCUGUGCUGCUACGCCAAAGCAUGCGCUGCCCGUGCCUGGCCGACUCCCAUCCUGUGCGCCUGGCCAUGCUGCUGUGAGUGGGCCACAGGAAAACUCCGUUAAGAUCCUUGACACGAUGUACCCAGAGUUGUCUGCCAGGGCCCGGACCCUCAGCCUCCUCAAAGGAAACAUGCAGCUGUCCCGAGGCUGCUCUGUGGAUGGGAAGGUGCUGCCCGGUCGUGUCAGUGCCCUGCUGGGACUCAAAGCCAUCACCUCCACGUCCACUGCUUUUGUUCUGACGGGGGGCAGCUCUGGUGGUGACAGUAGCCAAGGUAAGUCACAAGACUUGAAUGCACGGCAGGAUGCAGGUAGGAAAAGAACAUUGGCAGCAUCCAUGCUAAGAAGUGCUAAAAGACUGCGACUGGAGAGUGAGUCCCCGGAGCCAGGCACCAGCCAGGUCACUGCAGGAGGCGUCCCCGAGGAUCCUCCCGGAGGCACCGCACCAGCCGAGCUUGUCCCAGCUGAGGAAGAGCACACUGCUGCCCUGGUCUGCAGUCCAGCAUCACAGCUGCAUGUCAACCCACGGGAGAUGGCAGAGUCCUAUAAUACGGCCAUCUCUCGGGCUCUGAGGAAGAUCGCUGAGUCCUCCUUUGACCUGCUACCUGUCAUUCGCAGUCACGUGUACGUGGGAAAUAUCUCCAGAAAGCCUGUCAUGAGAGAUCAAGAGAAGGAAGUUGUUUAUGAAUUCAGCACCACAAACAAGCAUUUAGGAGAAUACUUACUUCGCUCUAUUCUCUCAGAGCUAAAGGUUCAGAAGACAUCUCUUGACCACAGUUACAUCCAUGCACUGUGCAGAGUAUAUGUGGGCAUUUGUCGGCAACUUGGAGACUUGGAAAGAGCUCGUUUGUUCUGUUACAGCCUUCUGAAAGAAGAUUUUCCAGAAUCUGAGAAGUUGACUCUGUUCAUUGCCAACAUGUGGCGUGAAGUGUUUCUCUCCCAGUCGGCCGUUAGUGAGGCCAUGCAGCUGGUCGCCCGGCAGCGGGCCAGAGGAGAGGUGUUGAACUGCCUGAGGGUAUUCCUCAGCUGGGAAAAGAAUGCUCCUAUUGAUGUUGGAAUCGUGGUUUCUAAGCUGCUUUUGACCAUACAGCUAUGCCCCAAAACAGAAUUUCAGUCCAGUGAAGAAUUUGGUGAAGACUUAAGUGCAAACAUUUGGGAAUACAUAUUUGCCAUUGAUCUCCUCUGUUGCCACCAGAGGUGGAUUUGGACACAUGAUAACAUCAUAAGUAAGGAGCUGUGGCCUGUAAUGGACAAGUGGAUCAAGUACAGGAAAGGACAUUCGAACAUUGCAUACACCCCUGAUGUCAUCGUAGCGUCUGUACUGAGACUGAUCGGUCGAUUAGGCCAGUUGGGUUUGAAGGAAGGGUUUCCAACUGCUGUGAAGAAUAUCAGCUCGGUUAUUGGUAUGUUCAUACAGCAUGCUCAGGAUGAAGAUAUCCCAUGGGGUGUACAGCUUGCAGCUGUUUAUGCCCUUUGUGACUUGAGUCCUAGCAAUCCAGCAGAGAUAUCCAGGAUCCUGGAAGCUUGGCGGACACAGACUUCCAACACUAUUCCAUCUGCAAUCGUCAGCUGCCUGGAAGAAGUUGGAUCCCUGAGUGUUGAGCGCUCAGCUGGCUCCACAAGUACAGGAGACUCUGCACCCUGAGAGCUGGGGGUUCAGCUCCCUGAGAUGAGAAGGUCACCUGCAGGUCAUGGUCACUGUGCAGAGAAGUGCCUUGACACCUCUUGUUGUGAAGGAUUAACUGCCUUUAGCUAACUGAGGUCCAGCAGAGGAAGGCAUACAGCAGAGGGCAGUGCGAGGCUCUCACAUGGACUGUGUACAGACGGCCAGUCUGAGGCGGCAGCAGAGCCCUGUGGGGUAUGUGCACAGGGACAGCCCUGUGGGGUAUGUGCGUACAGACAGUGCUGUCUAUGAUGUGUCUCACAUUGGAUGAUAUUCCACUUUCGGAAUUUUUGUAUUUGUAUAUAGAAAUGGGUUUAAUAACUCACUGUGAUUCCAAUUUGUCUUAUAUUCAUCAUUUCUUAAAACUCUUGUAUGUGUUUUUAUAAUAAAAAAUAAAAGCAAGCCAUAUACACUGUU
Peromyscus eremicus (cactus mouse) is the source of this 7486-nucleotide messenger RNA. It is a transcript of the gene Ice1, whose product is annotated as interactor of little elongation complex ELL subunit 1. The transcript has 19 exons. The coding region runs from base 203 to 7051 and encodes 2282 amino acids. NCBI's taxonomy places the organism in Eukaryota, Metazoa, Chordata, Mammalia, Rodentia, Cricetidae. The record is from RefSeq and is a predicted model, not a curated record.